Peronospora matthiolae is the source of this 1416-nucleotide messenger RNA. The record is from the annotation of a GenBank genome assembly. NCBI's taxonomy places the organism in Eukaryota, Oomycota, Peronosporomycetes, Peronosporales, Peronosporaceae.
AUGACGCUGCUCUUUGCUGAAGGUUCCAAGACCGCUGAGCUAUCGGAUGCGAGACUGCGUCAGAUCGUGCACGAGACGCUACAGAAGCUCGAGACCCAACGAGGAGGCAAGUUCGAGCGCGUCGUGAUCGUGCCACCGGAUUUCACCCGCUUCCACUCGAAGUCGGGGGUCUUGUCGCAGUUUGCAUACGAGUAUCUGCAGGAUCAAGUGACGGAUGUGCUGCCUGCUCUGGGCACCCACGACGCCAUGACGGACACGGAGAUCACUAGAAUGUUUGGCGAAAUGCCAAAGGAUAUCUUCCGUGUGCACGACUGGAGAAAUGACGUAGUGACGAUUGGUCACGUGCCGGCGGAUCUUGUUUUUCAGGCGAGUGAUGGCAAAGUGAACGAGCCGUGGCCAGCACAAAUAAAUAGACUGCUGUGGGAAGGCAGUCAUGACUUGGUGCUCUCGAUCGGGCAAGUGGUUCCUCACGAAGUCAUGGGCAUGGCCAACUUCAACAAGAACAUCUUUGUUGGCACGGGAGGCAGCGAGGGGAUCAACUUUUCGCACUUCAUCGGCGCGGUCUACGGCAUGGAACGGAUGAUGGGGCGUGCUGAUAACCCACUUCGCCGUAUCCUGAAUUAUGCCUCCACCAACUUCCUGCAGAAGCUGCCUCUCAUCUACAUCCAGACAGUGAUCGGACGAGGAACGAACGGAGAUCUUGUGACGCGCGGCGUUUUCAUCGGAGACGAUGAAGAGUGCUUUCUUAAAGCUGCCGAGCUGUCACUGGAGGUGAACUUUGAGCUCCUGGAUACACCACUGGACAAGGUGGUGGUGUACCUGGACCCAGAAGAGUUCAAGUCCACCUGGCUCGGCAACAAGUCCAUCUAUCGCACGCGCAUGGCCAUUGCGGAUGACGGCGAACUGAUAGUGCUUGCUCCCGGCGUAGCUCGCUUCGGUGAAGACAAGCGCAUUGAUGAGCUCAUUCGCAAAUACGGCUACCGUACCACGCCGGAAGUACUGGCCCAUCUCAAUGCCAACCGCGACCUCAUGAAAAACCUGAGCGCUGCAGCACAUCUGAUCCACGGCUCGUCCGAAGGCCGAUUUCGCAUCACGUAUUGCCCAGGACAUCUCACGAAGCAAGAAGUCGAAGCUGUUGGCUUUGACUACGGUGACCUGGAGGAGCUUGGUGCCAAGUACCCAGUUGACAAGCUCCAAGACGGCUGGAAUGUAGAUGCCGACGGCGAGCGGUUUUUCUACAUCUCUAACCCCGCACUGGGCUUGUGGGCGUACCGUGGACGGUUCGAAAGCUCCUCUAUGUCCGGUGCUUCUUCUGCUGCUGAGACAGCCGUGGCGACGGGUCUUUCUGCUGUCGUGGACACGACCGAGGCCUGCCUCGAUGCUGGUGUGGGUGGUGGUCCUUUCAAACACACGUAA